AUGGAGAAUGCGUAUGUAAAUUUUUUGGAGGAUAAUGAAAGUUCAAACGAUAAAGAAAAUAAUGUAGAAAAACUUAGGACAAAUGAAAAUCGAAUUUUAUUGAAAGAUGAUAAGAAUUUAAAAAUAAUACGAUCCAAAAAAAAAGAGAAAAAAGAAGAUGAUGAAAAGGGAAAGGAAAAUGAAAAAAUCGUUUUAUUUGAAAAUAACGAAAUAGUAGAAUAUGAUGCUAGCUAUUUUAAAAACACAAAUAAUAAUAUUGUAUUAAUGGAAGAAGAUUAUUUAGAAGUUUUAGAAUAUUUGAUAGAAAAGACAUUUUUUCCAGAUUUACACAAAUUUAAAAAUGAAAAAGGAAUGCUAAGCAAUUACGAAUUUAGUAAUAAAGAAUAUAGUGGCAUGAGUUAUAAGAGUAAUAGUUUAUGUCCCUCUUCUCCAAAUACAUUUAUUGAUGAAGAUAACAACAGCGUUUAUGGACUUAUGGAUAAAUAUCAAACAGAUUUAUCAAGUGAUUUACAAAGAUGUAGUAGUAAAAAUAAUAUAUUAAGUUGUGUUGAAGAAAAAAGAAAAAAAAAAACUGACAAAAAUUCAAAAUAUAAAUUAGUUGUCCUCCCAAGUGGUAAAAAACAUAAAAUAAAUUUAAACAUAAAAUUAAGUGAUUUUCAAAAAUUAUAUACAUCAGAAGAUAAUAAAUCUUUUGAAUAUUUAUUAAGAAAUAUGAAAAAUAAAAAUAUAGAAAAAAAUAUGUAUUCUAUAAUUAAAAAAAAUGAAUAUAAUAUGAAGAUGGAUUACAUUGAAGAAUGUACAAAAAAAGGAAUAAAAUGUGAUAUGCUUCAUUUGAAUAAAUCAGAAAAGGAAAUAUCCCCUAUGACUAGCUAUAAAUCUAGUGAAAAUAUUCUGAAUAGGCAAGGUAAAAAUAUAAUAGCUUAUAAAAAUACCAGAUUUUCUGAUGAAUACAAUGAAGAUAUUAAAAAUCAAAUAAAUCAAUGUGAAGAAAAUAAACAGAUGAAAUUAUUAGCUAGAGAUCGUGAAAAUAAAGAAGAAGAAAUGGUUAAUAAGGGUGUUUUUAAUUUGUUAGAAGAAAAAAAUGGAUAUGAAUAUGUCAAAACUCCAAUGAUAGAGGCAGGGAAGGGAGUAGAUAAAAGUCCAAUUAUUACAUGGGGGAAAAUUAUGAAUACUCCAAUGUUGUUACGAGAUAAUGAAGAAGAAAAUGACGAAAAAACAGAAAGUAAUAGAGAAAAAAAUAAAUAUGAUUACCUCAAUUUAAAUAAAGAAUCAUCAAAUUGUGAUAUAGACAAUUAUUUAAAAAAUGAAUUUACUUUACAAAAGUUAAAUAAUAGAGAAAUAGUUGCUGAGAAAUUACAGAAUAGUUUAAGGGAUGUAAAAUAUAAUAAUAAAGAAAUUUUAAAAAAAAAAAGAUUUAAUAUGUUAGUUAAAAAAGCAUGUAGUACAACUUCUCGUAUGUCAACAACUUCAUUUCGAAGUUAUGUUCUUUCGAGAAAAAGCCAAAAGCGAUUAAAUGAGUUAAGCCAAAAAUCAUCUUUAGCAUCACAAAUUUUAAGAAAAAAAUAA
Messenger RNA from Plasmodium vinckei vinckei, 1566 nucleotides. Its product is annotated as ES2 protein, putative. The record is from RefSeq and is a predicted model, not a curated record. The transcript has a single exon. NCBI's taxonomy places the organism in Eukaryota, Apicomplexa, Aconoidasida, Haemosporida, Plasmodiidae. The coding region runs from base 1 to 1566 and encodes 521 amino acids. Gene Ontology annotation, cellular component: catalytic step 2 spliceosome.